AUGGCCCUGAGGGUCCCCAUCAGGGCUCUGCUGCUCCUCAUGGGGCUGUUGACCCAAGGCCUGGCCCAGGUGCUGGUCCCUGCUGCAGCCCCCCGAGGCUUCUGGGCUCUGCCUGAAAACUUGACGGUGGUGGAGGGGGCCGCUGCUGAGCUGCGGUGUGGGGUCAGCGCCCCUGGCAGUGCGGUGCAAUGGGCCAAAGGUGGGCUGCUCCUAGGCCCUGAUCCUAGGAUCCCCAGUUUCCCACGGUACCACCUGGAAGGGGACCCUACUAAAGGUGAAUUCCACCUGCAUAUUGAAGCCUGUGACCUCAGCGACGAUGCAGAGUAUGAAUGCCAGGUCAGCCGCUCAGAGACAGGCCCUGAGCUCGUGUCACCCAGAGUGAUCCUCUCCGUCCUGGUGCCCCCCAAGGUGCUUCAGCUGACCCCCGAGGCAGGGAGCACGGUCACGUGGGUAGCUGGGCAGGAGUAUGAAGUCAGCUGUGUUUCUGGGGAUGCAAAGCCCGCACCUGACAUCACCUUUCUCCGCAGUGGACAAACAAUUUCUGACAUCUCUGCUAAUGUGAAUGAGGGGUCGCAGGAGAAGCUCUUCAUCACCAAGGCCACGGCCAGGGUGACACCCCAGAGUUCGGAUAAUGGGCAGUUACUGGUGUGUGAGGGAUCCAGCCCAGCUUUGGACACCCCUAUCAAGGUGUCGGUCACCAUGAAUGUUCUGUUCCCCCCAGGACCCCCUGUCAUUGAGUGGCCAGGCCUGGAUGAAGGGCAUGUGCGGGCAGGGCAGAACUUGGAGCUGCUGUGCAUGGCCCGAGGGGGGAACCCGCCAGCCACACUGCAGUGGCUGAAGAAUGGCCAGCCCGUGUCCACACCGUGGGGCACCGAGCAUGCUCAGGUGGUGGCCCGCAGCAUGUUAGUGAUGAUUGUGCGGCCGGAAGACCAUGGGGCGAGGCUCAGCUGUGAGGCCCAAAACAGCGUGUCUACAGGGAUCCAGGAACGCGGGGUCACGCUGCAGGUCACCUUUCCCCCCAGUGCCAUUACCAUCCUGGGAUCUGCCUCCCAGUCUGAGAACAAGAACAUGACGCUCUCCUGCAUCACCAAGUCCAGUCGCCCACGGGUCCUGCUGCGAUGGUGGCUGGGCUGGCGGCAGCUGCAGCCCACAGAGGAGACGGUCAUGGAUGGCCUGCAUGGCGGCCACAUCUCCAUGUCUAACCUGACAUUCCUGGCGCGAAGGGAGGACAAUGGUCUGACCCUCACGUGUGAGGCCUUUAGUGAGGCCUUCGCCAAGGAGACCUUCAAGAAGUCGCUCACCCUGAAUGUGAAAUAUCCUGCCCAGAAGCUGUGGAUCGAGGGCCCCCCAGAAGGGCAGCGCCGCCUCCGGGCUGGGACCCGAGUGAAGCUAGUGUGUUUGGCCAUUGGAGGCAACCCAGACCCUUCGCUCACCUGGUACAAGGACUCGCGCACGGUGACGGAGCCGCGGCAGGCCCAGGAGCCACGGCGGGUGCAGCUGGGAGGUCUGGAGAAGUCCGGGAGCACCUUCUCCCGAGAGCUCGUGCUGGUCACGGGUCCGUCGGACAACCAGGCCAAGUUCACCUGCAAAGCCGGCCAGCUCAGCGCGUCCAUGCAGCUUGUGAUUCAGUUCCCGCCAACUAACGUGACGAUCCUGGCCAACGCGUCGGCGCUGCGCCCCGGGGAUGCCUUAAACUUGACGUGCAUCAGCGUUAGCAGCAACCCUCCGGUUAACUUGUCUUGGGACAAGGAGGGGGAGAGGCUGGAAGGUGUGGCCGGCGCACCCCGGAGUGCUCCAUUCAAAGGCUCCUCUGCUGCCAGGAGCCUCCUUCUGAGAAUGUCGUCCCGCGACCACGGCCACCGCGUGACCUGCCGCGCCCACAGCACGGAGCUACAGGAAACCGUGAGCGCCUUCUACCGCCUCAAUGUGCUGUACCCUCCAGAGUUCCUGGGCGAGCAGGUGCUUGUGGUGACCGCGGUGGAGCGGGGGGAGGCACUGCUGCCGGUGUCCGUGUCUGCCAACCCUGCCCCAGAGGCCUUCAACUGGACCUUCCGUGGCUACCGCCUCAGCCCAGCUGGUGGCCCCCGGCAUCGUAUCCUGUCUGGUGGCGCUCUGCAGCUGUGGAAUGUGACCCGCGCUGACGAUGGCCUCUAUCAGCUGCACUGCCAGAACUCAGAGGGCACCGCGGAAGCGCUUGUGAGGCUGGAUGUACACUAUGCUCCCAUCAUCCGAAAUCUCCAAGACCCUACUGAGGUGAACAUUGGGGGUUCUGUGGACAUAGUCUGCACUGUUGAAGCCAAUCCUAUCCUUCCAGGGAUGUUCAGCUGGGAAAGGCUGGGAGAAGAGGAGGAGGACCAGAGCCUGGAAGACAUGGAGAAGGUGUCAGAAGGAUCCACGGGACGUCUUCGAAUUCACCAUGCCAAGUUGAGCCAGGCUGGUGCUUACCAGUGCAUUGUGGACAAUGGGGUGGCACCUCCAGCCCGAGGGCUGGUCCGUCUUGUCGUCAGAUUUGCCCCCCAUGUGGAGCAUCCCACUCCCCUAACCAAGGUGGCUGCCGCCGGAGACAGCACUAGUUCUGCCACUCUCCACUGUCGUGCCCGAGGUGUCCCCAAUAUUGUCUUCACUUGGACCAAAAAUGGGGUCCCUCUGGAUCUCCAGGAUCCCAGGUAUACGGAGCACACAUACCACCAGGGUGGCAUCCACAGCAGUCUUCUGACCAUUGCCAAUGUGUCUGCAGCCCAGGAUUAUGCCCUCUUCACGUGCACAGCCACCAACCCCCUCGGCUCAGACCAUACCAACAUUCAACUCGUCAGCAUCAGCCGCCCUGAUCCACCAUCCGGAUUGAAGGUCUUAAGCAUGACCCCGUACUCAGUGGGGCUGGAAUGGACGCCUGGCUUUGAUGGGGGCUUGCCACAGAGUUUCCAAAUCAGGUAUGAGGCUCUGGAGACUCCAGGGUUCCUCUACACAGAUGUCCUACCACCCCAGGCCACCACCUUCAUGCUGACUGGGCUGCAACCUUCUACACGAUACAGGGUCUGGGUGCUGGCCCGCAAUGCCCUAGGGGACAGUGGACUUGCCGUCAAAGGGUCCCAGAUCUCUGUCACCACCCCAGGUUUACAGGAACCUUCUGGAGAACCCGACUACCAGUCGCCCACAGAGCAGCCUGCAGGACCCUCAGGGCUGCCACUGCUGCCUAUACUAUUUGCUGUUGGGGGUCUUCUGCUGCUUUCUCAUGCCUCCUGUGUCGGAGGGUUUCUCUGGCAUCGGAGACUGAAGCGUCUUGCUGAAGGCAUCUCAGAGAAGACAGAGGCAGGGUCGGAGGAGGACCGAGUCAGGAAUGAAUACGAGGAGAGCCAGUGGACUGGAGACCGGGACACUCAAAGCUCCAUGGUUAGCACAACAGAUGUAGAGCCUUAUUACCACUCGAUGAAGGACUUCAGCCCGAAGCUACCCCCCACGCUGGAGGAAGUGUCUUAUCCCCGAGGUCUUGAGGAGGAGGAUGUGGCCUUCCCUGGGCACCUGUACGAUGAAGUGGAGAGAGUGUAUGCCCCAUCCUGGGCCUGGGGACCCCUCUAUGAUGAGGUACAGAUGGGCCCCUAUGACCUCCGCUGGCCUGAGGACAAGUCUGAGGAUCCAAGAGGAAUCUAUGAUCAGGUGGCAGGCGAUCUGGACCCUACGGAACCUGACGCCCUACCCUUUGAACUGAGGGGACAUCUGGUGUGAAAUCUUGACACCCUUUUCCUACACCUGCAGGUCAGAAUAUUCCAAUGGUCCUUUUUAUGCCAGCCCAGGCUGAGCUUGUGAUGUGAGCUCCAAAGGGACUGGGCUUUUUCAGGAGAGCACGUGUGUAAGUGACAGAAGAAGUUUUAAUCUGAUGUCAAAGUAUAAACAAGGCUUCUCUUGGGAUUGGCUUUAGAAACUAAACUUCUCCAUAGAGACACAGUGAAUUGUAAAAGACAUCUCAAUAACAAAAAGCUCAU
This is a messenger RNA of Phacochoerus africanus (Common warthog), 3980 nucleotides long. RefSeq names its product NPHS1 adhesion molecule, nephrin (gene NPHS1). The transcript has 29 exons. Gene Ontology annotation, biological process: cell-cell adhesion. Gene Ontology annotation, molecular function: cell adhesion molecule binding. The record is from RefSeq and is a predicted model, not a curated record. The coding region runs from base 1 to 3723 and encodes 1240 amino acids. Gene Ontology annotation, cellular component: cell-cell junction. NCBI's taxonomy places the organism in Eukaryota, Metazoa, Chordata, Mammalia, Artiodactyla, Suidae.